UUGUACUUUCAGAAUAAAAGCCCCAGUCCUCCUCCUGCUCAGGUUCCUGAAGCUGCAGAAGUGGAGGAUUAGCAUUUAGCGACACUGUGCUAACUUAAGGAUUAGCAUGUAGCAACACUGUGCUAAUUUAAGGAUUAGCAUGUAGCAACACUGUGCUAAGUUAAGGAUUAGCAUGUAGCAACACUGUGCUAACCUAAGGAUUAGCAUUUAGCGACACUGUGCUAACUUAAGGAUUAGCAUGUAGCAACACUGUGCUAAUUUAAGGAUUAGCAUGUAGCAACACUGUGCUAAGUUAAGGAUUAGCAUGUAGCAACACUGUGCUAACCUAAGGAUUAGCAUUUAGCGACGCUGUGCUAACCUAAGGAUUAGCACAAAGUCAUGCUAUGCUAACCCUCUGCCAGAUGUGUGUGUCGAGGUGUCUCCGCUGCGUCUCCGUCUGCCUGGUUGCAACGGCGAUGGUCUGCAUGCUGUCCAACGUCCUGCUGCUGCUUCCUAAUCUGAAGAUCCACUUCCUGUUGGAGGGUCAUGUGACCAGAGAGGCCACCUGGGCCACGGGCCUGUGGGGGUCUGGAUUCCUGGUUCUGUUCGCAGCUCGAGCGUUUCUGCAGAGCAGCGAGACCCGAGGCUGCUGCGCUUUCAGGCGCCAGAUGUUCUCCCGGCUGCUGUUCUCCUGUGUGUGUCUCUUCUCUGCGGGGUUCUGCUGUCUGGUGAGUCUCACCGCUCUGUCCCAGGGUCCUCUCUGUCUCUACAGCGACUCCUCUGGACCCACCUGGGGCGUCCCGCUGAAACCCAACCCAGACCGUGAUGCGGGCUACCUGUACAACAUGUCUGUGUGGUCAUCAGUGUGUGAGCAGCCAGCGGGGGUGGUCCAGUGGAACGUGGUCCUGUUCAGUGUGAUGGGCGGAGCCAGCGGCCUGCAGACGGUCCUCUGUGGAGCCAACGUGUUCAACUCCCUACUGGGCCUGGUCCUGGGACAGGGCUGCUGCCAUGGCAACAAGGUCGGUCCAGCUGCAGUGUGAUUGGCCGUCCUGGAUCCUGAUGGAGGAUAUCCUGAGAUUUUCAG
This is a messenger RNA of Sander lucioperca (pikeperch), 1063 nucleotides long. RefSeq names its product transmembrane 4 L6 family member 4-like. The record is from RefSeq and is a predicted model, not a curated record. Gene Ontology annotation, cellular component: membrane. Lineage: Eukaryota; Metazoa; Chordata; Actinopteri; Perciformes; Percidae. The transcript has 5 exons. The coding region runs from base 384 to 1019 and encodes 211 amino acids.